Molecule: messenger RNA, 1135 nt
Organism: Chara braunii
Lineage: Eukaryota; Viridiplantae; Streptophyta; Charophyceae; Charales; Characeae
Source: the annotation of a GenBank genome assembly
GCAGCCCCGGGGGUCAAGCCAAAAAAGAACAAGGGAACUAAAAAGACUAAAGGAUAAAGUCCAUUAACUCUCCAGCACCCAUUUGAACUUUGGACGAAGAAAAGAAAAGACUUCAGGCGGAGGAGGAGAAACGUACUGAAGAGAAGAAAGAGAGAGAUCUACAAAAGGCUAGGCUGGGGCAGAUUGUUCGGUGUAGUAUGAAAGCGGUGUGCGAAUUGGCGUUGGGGAGGAAAGUGGACCUGCCUGGUGAUGAAGAGACGGAGGUUUGUAAACUACGCAUUGCCAAGGAGUUGGAUGAACUAAAAGCUAAAUGUGGAAGUAGCACAGCCGUGUCCAAUCUUGAGUCUCUACGUAAAGAGGAGGAGGCCUUGAUAAAGAUGCAAGAUGUCAGGAACAAUGAGCAAAGGUUGUGCAAGGAGAUCAAGGAACUCAAGGCUAAGGUAAAUGACGGUCAUUCGGACAAGAACAGUGAUGAGGUUGUCGCUCUCAAACUGCAAGUUCGUGAACUAAAUGGCUUCCGAAGAGCCUUGGAGGAGAAGAACUGCGAGGUGGCGUCUCUUCGGAAGGAGAACACUCACCUCCGGAAUGACUUUAAGGAAUUAAAGGAGCAAGUUCUACUUCUGAAGAACCCAGGCAAACGGGGUGGUACUGGCGUGGUUGAGAAAAGUCCGCCAGAGGCACCAUCACGCGGGAAGAUGAGGCCCAAUGCUAUGUACACCCCAAAAGAUAUGGAGGGGCUCUACAAGGCAUACAAGGAAGCGCUGGAAGGCAAGGAGUUAGCCCUUAGAGAAGCCGACGCGCUGAAGGAUCGAUUAACCAAAGCGGGAGCUGCUAAAUACUGUAUGUUUGUUCGGAGAUCUGCUGUACGUAAGACCACCCCAAGAAAUCUCAAGACAGCAAUGAACGCUGUCGAGGUCGAAUCUGACGGAGACAAGGAGGCUGUCGGAACUGACGAAGAGAGAAGGAAGGUUGGUGGACCUACGAUCGUGGAUGCCGCUCACGAGUUAGAACAGGCGAUGUUGAGAAGCUUCAGGAGAAAAGGAUGAAAGAACUGAGAUCGGGGAAGAAGAGCGAGCUGGAGGAGAUAUGGGAAACUGAAGGAAUUACCUAUAUCAAGCUGGACCAAGCAAAACUG